Messenger RNA from Gamsiella multidivaricata, 1806 nucleotides. RefSeq lists its product as uncharacterized. Gene Ontology annotation, cellular component: COP9 signalosome. NCBI's taxonomy places the organism in Eukaryota, Fungi, Mortierellomycota, Mortierellomycetes, Mortierellales, Mortierellaceae. The record is from RefSeq and is a predicted model, not a curated record. The coding region runs from base 128 to 1477 and encodes 449 amino acids. Gene Ontology annotation, biological process: ubiquitin-dependent protein catabolic process. The transcript has 10 exons.
CCACUGCACUGCACACGACAGACAGACACAGUCGACGCGUCCCUCCUUUCUUUCAUUUGAUCUCUUCUCCCACAGAACCCUACAUCCUUCCCCGCGUCAACCACUCUCCGAUCGUUCUCGGUCCACCAUGGCGCCCAACGAGCCCACAUUCGACGAGAUCAUCUCAAAGAUCCAGUCCUGCUCAGACACCGCCGCCAUCACUAAGACACUCGCACCAUUCCUCAACAACCUCAGCGAGCAGUUCUUUUCCGCUCGAUCCCAGGAUCAGGCCGACCCCGUCGAUGCACUCUCGCCUGCUGUCCACUCCUUUGCGUAUCUUCAUUUUCUAGUGUACCGUUGCAAGGCUUCGCAUGGAUUUCACCCUGCGCUGCUGGAGAAAGUCUGGGCGUUUGUCACCACCUGUGACGGAGAGCAGGUUCGCCUGGCCUCGGAUAAAGCAUUGAGCUUUGCAGAGGCACUGGUCAAUAUGGCAACUGAGUCUCAGCAGCCCAUUAUCGCCAUCAGACCGCUGGCCACCUUCAUCCAGAGGCUGCAAAUAUCUCCAGGACAACUUACCAUGAUUCACCCUCUAUUGGCAAAGACAUGUCUGUUGGCGCAGUCAUUCAAGGACAUCGUUCCAAUCCUCGACAGUGACAUCUCUGACGUGAAUCCAGUGCAAACGCAUAUCAACUACAAGGACUUUUUGCUGUACCACUACUACGGAGGAAUGAUCUAUGCCUACCUCAAGAAGUUUGACCGUGCUGUCGAGUUUUUCAAAUUGGCGGUAUCAGCUCCUGCAGAAGUCGCCAGUGCCAUUCAGGUCGAGGCGUAUAAGAAAUAUAUCUUGACGAGUUUGCUUCAUUACGGAAAGGUCCCUGUUCUACCCAAGUACACAGCCACGUCGGUCCAGAGAUGCUUAAAGAUGCAAUGUGGGCCAUAUUCUGACUUCGCCAUGGCAUACGAGAAGAAGUCGAACAUUGUUAUCAAGACAGAACUGGAAAAAAUCAAAACUCUCCUCAUUCGGGAUAAGAACUAUGGACUGGCAAAGCAGUGUAUGGAGGCGCUUCACCGUCGAAACAUCCAGGAUCUCACUCGCACCUACCUGACUCUUUCCAUCGAGGAUAUCACGUCAUUUAUCGGUCUCGGUUCAGAACCAGAAGGGGCACGGCGGGUAGAGGGGAUCAUUGUCAGGAUGAUUGAAUCAGGCGCCGUCUUUGCAACUAUCAGUCAUGAACACGCCGGAGGAAUGGUCUCGUUCCUGGAUGACCCCAAUCACCAUAACAACACUGGAACGAUGGAUAUGAUCAACAGUCAGAUUCAAAAGGCGACCGCAAUCACGUCUAGCCUUGUUGCGAUGGACCAGGCCAUUUCCAGCAUGCCUGCAUUCUUCAACAGAGGAUCGCAACUGUGGGAUCGUGUGGGCGUCCCUACUGAUGAGGCUGACUAUGGCAUGCACAUGGGAUACGAUGCCUAUGCUGACGAAGAAAGCCUAUUCUAGUGCAUCGAAGAGGAAGCGUACAAAGUCGCGGUCCCGAGGAGGAAGACAAGGCCCGCGAUCGCGUGGAGGUGAGCAGGUAGGAGCGCGCACAGGGACCGAAGGGGAUAGUGACGAGGACAAGGCACGCGAGGUAGAAGAUGAGCAGCGGGACGAGGCCGACGACGCGUAAGAAUGAGAUGGAAACAGACGAGAUUCCGAGUUAUCAUUGAUAUGCAGGGUAUCCAUUCGACGACUCCGUAGUCGCCAUGAGAAGGAGACCAUUCACGAACAGAAACAAAACAAAGGCAUUGCACUCAAUAAAAGCGUCUGUUUCCGCACACGUCUACGAU